Molecule: messenger RNA, 521 nt
Organism: Arabidopsis arenosa
Lineage: Eukaryota; Viridiplantae; Streptophyta; Magnoliopsida; Brassicales; Brassicaceae
Source: the annotation of a GenBank genome assembly
UACUUUUCUUCUCUCUCUCUCAACACACACCAAACUAGAUUCAGUUUCUCUGUUUUUCUUUCAUCGCUAUGGAGAUCCAAACAGUUGAACAAGAGAUUGAAAUCCUCAGAGAAAUUACUACAGAGACAGAGAGGAUCAAGAAGACAUGUGGAGAGAUCCCUUGUGGAUUUUAUGGAGCUGAGUACACUGAGGAUCUGUCAAUGUCCAAGAAGAAGCUAUCUACUGUCAUAAUCCUAUGCUUAAUCUUUAUGAGCAUUGAGAUAGUUGGCGGCAUCAAAUCGCAUAGCCUUGCAGUUCUAACAGGAUGUGGCACAUCAAUUCUCAGAUGUUGUUUGCUUCGCCAUCUCCUUGUUUUCCCUAUACGCUUCAAAGUGGGAAGCAACACCGAGAAGAAGCUUCGGAUACUUCAGAAUCGAGAUUCUUGCCAAUCUUGCUUACUUGGGCUCUUAAUGUGUGGAUUGUGUGUGAAGCAAUCAUAAGGCUCUGCCAGAAGAACAGAGAAAUCAAAGGAUCUCUAAUGU